Equus caballus (horse) is the source of this 2105-nucleotide messenger RNA. RefSeq names its product interleukin 19 (gene IL19). Lineage: Eukaryota; Metazoa; Chordata; Mammalia; Perissodactyla; Equidae. The record is from RefSeq and is a predicted model, not a curated record.
ACUCCCAGGAGAUCCGGGGCAUGGUGGUGGGAGUGGGGACAGUGUGGUUCGCUCUCCCACGUACGUGCCUUAUAACUAUAGCAGUUAUAGCCAUACUUAGGAGCUGGGGUGGUCAGCUGGCUUCCUGUGUUUGGUGCCUCCCUCUCCUCCACUGCCGCGCGCUGCACUUACCCAGCACGCACAUGGCUGGAGGUGAGAGCGUUCGGGGGGUACCGUGGAGGAUGCUGGGCAGAGGGUGGUCUCUUCACAGGCACUGUCUCAAGAUUUAUCUUUCAGGGUAAGCUCUGUGUCUGCAACAUAUGCUAGUGCUGGGAAAAGUCAGAGCAAGAGGACUCGACAAGCUGCACGACAAGUACAUUUUGUGCACUUUUCUCAGUGUGUGUUACAUGCCCCUAUUUACAUGGUUAAAUGAAAGAGGCAGAGAGAAACACAGAGGCAGGAAAGAUGAGAGAAUCAGAAGAGGCAGCAAGCCCUUCUGGGUCUGGCCCUGCCUAGGGACUGGCUGGCCAGCUGUCUCUCAGGGCCCCUGGUUCAGUGCUUGACAGAGCAAGCGGCCGGCUUGCCCUCUGCAGCGGUCUCUCCUGACUCUGGCUGAUUAGUCAUUGGAGAUGCCUUGCGCCUCCCUUUCCUGUCUUCCGCAGAAGGUGACAUCUUAGAGUUGGCUUCAAACAAAUGAUUUUAAGCAAAUACACAUAAGGGGAUUAUAAUAAAAGGGUGUCGCCUAUUUUGGGGGCAAACAUAAAAAACCAAAUGUGCUUUUAUGAUAUUUCAGAUUCGUUGCCUAAUUCCUAGGACAUGUUACCAACUCCAUUUUUCCUAUUUAAUUUAUUAAAAAACAAUGCUUCUCAACCCCUGUUGACAAAGUGAGCUGUGUUGAGUCAUAGUAGAGAGAUAUACACACAGAUAUACUCCCUGGGACUUGAGAGAGCACAGCUAGGGGGGGCGAAGCGAGGAGGGGGAGUCCUUGCCUUCAGUUGAUUCAAGAAGCGGAGGAGGAGACGCAUGCCCUGGCCUCCGCAGGCCGAGGCGCCGAGUCUGUUCUCUUGGUGGCCGUCUGCCUGCUCUUCCAGGUACCAAGGGGAGCUCAGUCAGGGGUCUCUCACUGCUCUCCGCUCUUGGCUGACAGCUGCCUCCCAACCCUCCCUGCAGGACAUGAAGGCACAGCGUGUGCCCCUCUGGCUCCUGGGCGCCAUGCUCCUGCAGUGCUCCGUGCACGCCCGAGGCCUCAGAAAAUGUCUGAUUUCCACGGACGUGCACCGCGCUGGAGAGAGCUUCUGAGCAAUCAGAAGAGCCAUCCAAGCUAAGGACGCCUUCCAAAAUGUCACCAUCCUGUCCGCAUUGGAGACCCUGCACCGCAUUAAGCCCCUAGACGUGUGCUGCAUGACCCAGAACCUGCUGGCGUUUUACAUGGACAGGGUGUUCAAGGACCAUCAGGGGCUGAACCCCCAAAUCUUGAGAAAAAUCAGCAGCAUUGCCAACUCUUUUCUCUCCAUGUGGAAGACUCUGCAGCAAUGUGAGCAGAGGCCGUGUCACUGCAGGCAGGAAGCCACCAACGCAACCAGAACCAUCCACGACAACUACAGUCAGCUGGAGGCCCAAUCUGCCGCCGUUAAGUCUCUGGGAGAGCUUGACGUCUUUCUAGCCUGGCUUGGCAAGAACCAUCAAGGAAGUUCCUCCAUCUGAUGACAAGGAACCUAAUCAGCCAGGGAGGAACAGCCCCUGCGAGGCUUCCUGGGGAGCUAGCCCAAUGGGAAGGGGAGGGCGGUGCAGGAGGCCCCAAUUUUAUGCAAAUAAGGGCCUUUUUGAGGAAACCUCUCUGCUGAUUUGGAAUUCUCUUUUCUGGGAUGAGCUAUUGGAGGGGAAAAGCUAGGUGUGAGCAGCUGUCACCCUGCAGCUGCCUCGCUGAAAGUAGCCAAAUCGCCUACUGUCAUAUUUGCAAUAAAACACGUCUGUUGAAAGGUCCUGCGUCCAGGCCACCCUGGAGGGAAAAGUUGGCUUCCCCUCAUUUCCUGUGAGGUUGUUGAUCCCAUGGCUGUGAUGGGAGCCAAGAGAUAUCCUGCAGUGCAUAUUGUACCGACCGACUUUUCUGAAUAAACUCUCUUCUU